AUGGACCGCAACUUGGAAGUCCGACAUAUGACCAAUUUGGAUAACGUGGUGCACAUUUUGGAUACCAGUGAAGGAUGGCGCUCGUUUCUCUACCAGAUCCCGAAAGACUUGAACGAUCUUUCCAAAAACGAGUACAUGCUGAAGUACGAUGGCUCGAUCGAACGCUUUCUCGAAACGGAAAGUGCAAAGGAGAAAACGUCCCCGUCGAGAUUGUUGCUGGAAGAGUGGAGCAUAUCGGGAAAGGCGCGGCCCACUGUUGACCAUUUGCUGGUAUUACUUGUGCGUGCGAAGCAAAUCCGGGCGGCGGAGUAUCUGACAACCUUGCUGCGGGAAAAACCUCCAGGCCGGCCUACCGAUGGGCCAGGGGCUCCGAUAGACGUGAGACUGCCAGAGGACCACCACACGGAGUCCUUGUUAAACGGUAUCAGCUACCCAAGCUCUACCAUGCUACAGCAAAAUGUGAGUUCAGUAACGAUCGAUAACAAUCGAGACUAUUACGACAAGCUCGGGCCGACGAAGCGGGUCGAGAUUGAGAAUAGCUUAUCACCCAUCGCGGACGGCGAGUUACACGUCUUUUCAACGAUCAAAAACAACGCACGUCCCGAGAGGAUCGACGGAAAAUUACCACGCGUGGUGGAAGAAAAGUCGGCUUCGUCGAGUGGUUUACCACUGAUUUCUGCGCUCGGUUUUCAAGGGGACGAAAAGGCACCAGAGGAAGCCUUUGAGUCGUCUAAGCAUCAAAACGACCGAAAUUAUCAGCCAGCAGAAAACCACGAUGAGCGGGAAGCCCCAAACUUAUCUAUUCUUGGAAGUGCUUAUUGGUUAUAG
Molecule: messenger RNA, 828 nt
Organism: Anopheles coustani
Lineage: Eukaryota; Metazoa; Arthropoda; Insecta; Diptera; Culicidae
Product: protein Tube-like
Exons: 1
Coding region: 1-828 (275 amino acids)
Biological process (GO): signal transduction
Molecular function (GO): protein binding
Source: RefSeq, a predicted model, not a curated record